CUUGUACAUAUUUGACUGAUUUACUUUGCAAUUUUCUGUUUGCAUGUGGUAGGGCCCUUCGUGGCAUCUUCAUCCAUCGAUUCUAAAACAUGAUCUUUGAGUGAUGCUACGGUCUACGGGAAUCAAUUGCAAGACCCUUGUUUUGUCUGAAAGGAGUUACAUCGUCGGGUAGCAUGGCAUCUGUUUUAAUACGCUUGGUUUGCUCCCCACUCGCAUCUUCGAUAUGGAAUCCGGUUUCUUGCAACGUAAGUUCACUCCUCAUACUACUUGGUACUGGCUGCUUUAUAAUUUUUGUGUGAAACUGAGUUUUCCGUUUUUAUGUCAGUUUGCUUCUUCAACCAUUUUUACAGUUCAAAAUGAAAGUGCACAAAUUACAGUUUGAAGGCGCAGUGCCUCGAGCCAGAACCAACAAAGUUGAAGUUCAUCUAUAAAACUGGGUUGUGAGCGUUGCCAAGUGAACUCUGCAAAGCUUUGAUUUUUUCUUUUCGAGGUAGGAUACUGAUGUGAAAACUGAAAAGGAAGAGGAGAGUAAAACAGUUUCUUUCUUGAUGAAGAAAUGACUAGUUUGGUAAUAUCAAAAAUUGGAAACAAGUAGAAUCACCAUUAGAGGCUCAAGUUGUUACUUAUGAUGGGAUUAGCUCCAAUAUGCAACCAUUAAUAGUCUUAGCAAUAAAGUAAGUAAACAAAGUACUCCAGCCGGCCAGCUCUAAUAAACAACAUGCAACUGUCUUUGCUCUCUUAUUGAAAAAGUGUGCCCGUGCAGAUAGGACUGCUGAGCUGAGGCAUCCUCAGUCUGUCAUGUUCUCACUAGCUAGCAAAUGAGCUCGCAUGCUUGGGUCAGGCCCCAACAACCCCUCACGUGCCUAAUUUAUUUCACAUGGUCGUCAAGCUGCAAGGGCUUGAUGAGAAAUUUACUGUUCCCAACAACCCCUCCUGUGCGUAAUUUAUUUCAUAUGGUCUUCAAGCUGCAAGGACUGAUAAAUUUAUUGUUCCCAACAACCCCUCUUCUGUACUACUAUUGGUUACCUGUCUGCUCCUGUGAAUACAUCUGCGCACAGCUACUCCAUUCGAUCCACACUGAGCAUUUUUAUCUCAGAUCCACACAACAGCCAUAGGAGUGAACAGGAGAGGAGAGUUGGAGCAAUGGAGGCGACGGUGCUGAGCGUGGGCAAGUCUGUGGUGAACGGAGCUGUUAGCUAUGCCCAAUCUGCCGUUGCAGAGGAGGUGGCGCUGCAGCUGGGAGUGCAGCGCGACCAGGCCUUCAUCAGGGACGAGCUUGAGAUGAUGCAGUCGUUCCUGAUGGUUGCUCACGACGACCGAGACGACAACAAGGUGGUCAAGACCUGGGUGAAGCAGGUCCGCGACCUGGGCUACGAUGUGGAGGACUGCCUCCAGGACUUCGCCGUUCGCCUCGAGAAGCCGUCCUAUUGGUGGCACAUCCUGAGGACGCUGCUUGACCGGCGUCAUGUGGCCGUGGAGAUGAAGGAUCUCCGAGCCAAGGUCGAGGAUGUCAGCAAGAGGAACCUGCGCUAUCACCUCAUCAGGGGCCCUGACGCUGACUCAAAGUCCAUGGCUGCUGCCGCCAAGCAGUACUCUGCAGUCAGCAAAGCCAGUGCUACAAUGUUUGGUGUCAACGAAGCGAGGCGUGCCAUGAAGCUGAGGGUAGAUCUGGCCCAACUCAUCGACCAGGAGCAGGGGGAGGAUCUUAGAGUGAUUUCAGUGUGGGGAACAUGUGGCGUUCUCGGGCAGGCAUCCAUGAUAAGGAAGGUGUAUGACGAUUCGGGCACGUUUGAAUGCCGUGCCUGGAUCAAGCUUAUGCAUCCUUUCGACCCGAUCGUGUUCAUGCAAAGCAUUAUGCGGCAGUUCUAUGGAUAUUCUUUUCCAGAAUUAGCAGCUGAGGGACGAAGUUGUCGAGAAUUAGGGACUAAAGUUCUCAAGAAGAUGCUGAUGAUGAAGGAAGAAGAAUUGAUUGAUGAGUUCAAUGAGCAUGUGAAUAACAAGAGUUAUCUGAUUGUUCUUAACGAUCUGUGUAGCAUAGAAGAUUGGGACUGGAUUAAAACUUACCUUCCAGGCAACCGUAAUGGGAACCGGAUCAUUGUGGCCACACAGCAAGUUGAAGUUGCAAGCUUAUGCAUCGGCCAGGAAUGCCGAGUCUCAGAGCUUAAGCAAUUAUCCUCUGAUCAGACUCUCUAUGUUUUCUACCACAAGAGACCUCAAGGUGGAGCAAAUUCAAUGGAGCCAGAGUCAAGCUCAAAUGCAGCAGCCAUUGCCACUACUAAUAGAGCAAUCUCUUCAGUGCCCAUCUGUGAGAUACCGGCUGGUGAUCAAGCUAAAGAUACCGCAAGUGGACAGAAUGCAGUCCGAAGGAGCCUCAGUCGCAUCCUGUCGAUGACGGCUGCUCUAGAGGGAUCUGAAGUUGUUGGGAGGGAGAAAGAAAAAUCUCGCAUCCUCCCACUAAUUGUGGAUUCAGUUAACAAAGAACUUCAGGUUAUCUCUGUUUGGGGAAUGGGUGGUCUCGGGAAGACUGCUCUUGUCAAAGAUAUCUAUGAAGGUCAAGAACUCAGUGGCACAUUUAAGAAACGUGCUUGCGUCACAAUCAUGAGGCCUUUCAAUAUCGAGGAGCUCCUUAGGAGUUUAAUUAUGCAACUAAUGGUGUCAGAAACUUCUGACGAGAAUGACACAGCGAAGAAAACAAUGUCGCUGUCAGUUCAAGAGCUGAAGGAUCAGCUGGGCCGUCUUCCUGAAGAAAAGAGGUGGUUGAUUGUUCUCGACGAUUUGUCAUCUACCACUGAAUGGGACACGAUAUUGGAAAAUUUACCUCAAACAAAGAAUGCAAGUCGAAUCAUAGUCACCACAAGAGAAGAAACUAUUGCCCGUCAUUGUUCACAGCAGAAACAAGAAAAUGUAUACAACCUCAAAGGUCUUACUAAGGAGCAUGCACUUCUUGUCUUCACAAAAAAGGUAUUCAAGGAAAAUGAAUGUUGGCAUCGGCUGUAUCCUGAGUUGGUUGAACAAGUCAGACAAAUCUUGAAGAAGUGCAAUGGUCUUCCUCUUGCAAUAGUCGCCAUAGGUGGCUUCUUGGCAAACCAACCAAAAACUGCCAAGGAGUGGAGAAAACUGAAUGAGAAUCUUAGUAGUGAGUUGGAGAUGAAUCCAGAGCUUGACACCAUAAGAACAGUCCUUCUCAGAAGCUAUGAUGGUUUACCCUAUCAUCUCAAGGCUUGUUUCUUGUAUCUUCCAAUCUUUCCUGAAGACUACAAGAUUAGGCUAACACGUUUGGUGCGGAGGUGGAUCGCAGAGGGCUACUCAGGAGCGGUGCGCGGCAGGUCUUCCUAUGAAAUAGCAGAGAGCUACUUCAUGGACCUCAUAAGCAGGAGCAUGAUCCUGCCAUCCCGGCAAUCACGUCAUAGUAGAAAAGAAAUUGAUUCUUGCCAACUCCAUGAUAUUAUUCGUGAAAUUGGCAUCUCAAAGUCAAUGGAGGAAAAUCUUGUUUUCAGAUUGGAGGAAGGUUGCAACUUAAGUAGCCAAGGCACAAUACGUCACCUCUCUGUAAGCAACGACUGGAAGGGAGACCAGAGUGAAUUUGAGAGUACAGUUGAUCUGUCUCGUGUCAGAUCCAUAACAAUUUUUGGGGAGUGGAAGCCAUUCUUCAUUUCUGACAAGAUGAAGUUGCUGCGGGUGCUGGACUUGGAAGACACUUCAGGUCUGGUUGAUCAUCAUCUCAAGCAUAUUGGGAAGCUUUUCCACUUGAGAUACCUUUCCCUGAGAGGAUGUCAUGGAAUUUAUCACCUGCCAGGUUCCUUGGGUAACCUGAGGCAGCUCCAGACACUAGAUGUCACAGGUACAAACAUAAUCAAGCUGCCAAAGACCAUCAUCAAGCUCAGGAAGCUACAGCACGUUCGUGCGAGGGGUGUCGGGAGCAACGAUGAAUAUGUCUGUGAAGAGUAUUCAGAUAAACUCCCGAAGCUGAUGAGGAGCAAGCAAUGCAUCCUGACCUGCGCCUCGGCGGUGUUCUGCGUGGCAUGCUGCGCGCCACAGGUUCUGAAGGAGACCAUGGGCAUGGACGGGGAUACCAACAGGCGUGACGUCUGCACCACGUGCUGCUGCUCGUAUCUGCCAAUGCUGGCGACACGCCGGAGCCCACGUGGUGUUGUGGUGCCCAGAGGGAUCCACAGGCUCAGAGCCCUGCACACGUUGGGUGUGGUGAACAUCUCAAGGAGGAAGGCCACCCUGCGAGAGGUAGCUAGUCUCACCGGGCUGCGCAAGUUGGGAGUGACUGGCGUGGACGAGAGCAACGGCGGAGAGCUAUGUUCAGCACUGGCUAACCUCAGCAGCCUAGAGACGCUGCUGGUGCAGUCGGAGGGUAAGCCGGGUUUAUCUGGCUGCUUGGAUGGCCUCUCCUCACCUCCGGAAAACCUAGGGAGUCUGAAGCUGUAUGGCAACCUGGUCGAAUUGCCGGCAUGGAUCAACGGUGGGCUGAAAAAUCUGGCCAAGCUCAAGCUGCGGAGUUCCAGGAUAGAGGACCAUGAUGCGGCAAUAAAAGUCCUUGGGCGCCUACCGAACCUUGCCAUCCUGCGUCUGCGGAAAGAGUCACUUGGGGGCGAAGAGGUCCAUCUCCGUUUUCGUCAGGGUGCAUCAUUCCCGAGCCUGAUGGUGCUAGAGCUGAGUCUCCCAGGUAAGCUCAAAUCGGUGGAGUUUGAAAAGGGAGCCACCCCUAAGCUUGAGCUGCUGCAGUAUUACGAUCAGCCUGAAGAAGGCGCCGUUUCAGAAAAAACCGAUGACAAUCAGUUUGAAGAAGACCCCAGAGUUGGGUUGUUUUCUGGGCUAGCAUUUCUGGGAAGCCUCAAGGAAGUUCUGCUCGAGGGUCACAACUACAAAGCCGACUUAGUGCAAAACUUGCGCUUGCAGCUUCAUUCAAAUCCGAAGCGACCUGUUCUCAAGAUGGACUGACCUAAGCUCCCGAAGGAGUAUGAUGUUCCUGCUGCUGCUUACUUGUUUUGAACUGCCAACAUGCUGCCACUCAACAGUUUUGAAUUGUCUGAUAUGUUUAUUUAGGAAAAGGUAAACAGCAUUAUCGUCAGAUAUAUGUCAACCAAGCUUCAGCUCAGUUUGUCUCUGCUCUUUGCUACGAGAUGAACCAAUUCCUGGACGUGAAAAUAUCGCCCCUUCAUGAAGAGAAGAUGCCUCCCCACCCCAAUUGCGGAUGCCCUUAUGUAACAGAUGCAUGUUCUAUUAUUUAUUUUUAAGUAUCACUUGUAACAGCUUCCUUAAUGUUACCUAAGUGUGUUUUGAAAUCUGCAUUCCAACA
Messenger RNA from Triticum aestivum (bread wheat), 5308 nucleotides. Its product is annotated as disease resistance protein PIK6-NP. The record is from RefSeq and is a predicted model, not a curated record. Bases 1144 to 4950 code for a protein of 1268 amino acids. Gene Ontology annotation, molecular function: ADP binding. Gene Ontology annotation, biological process: defense response to other organism. Lineage: Eukaryota; Viridiplantae; Streptophyta; Magnoliopsida; Poales; Poaceae. The transcript has 3 exons.